AGAAGGCGGGUUGCUUAUGUAAGCAAAUGGAUGAUAUUUCGAAAGUCUGCAACAAACUUGAAGCCAUUCAUCAAUGUUCUUCACGGCCGUCUGUCUUUCGAAAGCUUCGCGGCGUGCUUUGACUCCGAAGCGGGGGAAUAAAGAUUUCUACAAAGGAACUAGACAAGCCUUCCUCCCUGGUGGACACCGCACAGGUGCCCCAGGAAAACAUGUUAUCCGAGGCGCGUCGAAGUACCGUCUGCUAGACGAGAAAGUGAGGGUGUUUGUUGCACCAAGCAUAGAGGAGAUCAAGAAAAGCGAGCUGAAGCCAUACGUCGGGAAGGACGUCAAGCUCACAAUGGUACAGAAGAAGGAGCUGUGGAAUAUCAUGCCAAAGCCUCCCGCAUCGUUGCAGCCCGCUCUAUCAAGCUGAACGAACAACUUUUAAUUAUAUUGUCCGAUUCUAUGUACUAUAUCUUAGAACAUAAUAUCAUCCAUACCUCCCGUUGUAGCACUUGUUGUAGGGAAGCUCAGCAGGAUCAAACAAGGAGCGGGUGCCAGGGUCCCGGCAGCGUUCUUCAUGCCAUACCAUUGCUGAUUUAUGUUUAACUUUCACCCUCCAGGGCAUGCCCACGCCUGGACUGUGUUCUGACUCAACCUGGGGGCCUGGCCCACCGAUGUCAGGACAGUGGAUCCAAGUCGACCUCAUCAAACCUGACCUCCGGUGUCUGGACCCAAACCUGGGUAAAAUGGCAGUAUAUUAUCACUGCCAAUCAGUGGUCCUAACUUAGAAAGCGAGGAACUUUUUGGC
Molecule: messenger RNA, 790 nt
Organism: Suillus paluster
Lineage: Eukaryota; Fungi; Basidiomycota; Agaricomycetes; Boletales; Suillaceae
Exons: 4
Coding region: 74-412 (112 amino acids)
Cellular component (GO): mitochondrial large ribosomal subunit
Molecular function (GO): structural constituent of ribosome
Source: RefSeq, a predicted model, not a curated record